AGUUUUAUGUGGGAAACAUAAAACAUAAAAAGCAUAUAUGUGCUGAAUUAUAGGCCCAUAGGUAACGCCAAAUGUCACUUCAUCCCAGAUAGCGUAGUUAGUUGGCAGUCUAGCUAGUUAUUGUUGCCGAGUGAUUUUGUAACGGCUUAGGGUAUUUCCGUCGUACCGCCUUAAUCGCAUAAUGUAGUUUGUGGAGUAGUUGACCCGGAAGACUCGGCAGUUCAUAGACUGCGCUGUUGUGUAUCGGUUUAAGUUGUUUACUUCGUAGCUUGACCAGUGACAUUAAGUGACCUGUCCGAAAAGAGGGUGUUCGGCUACUGUCCCUUUAUCUGAAAUCGGUUGACAGUCUCCUGGCUACGGUGACGUUUCAUAUCUAUUGCCAAGGCCCGGUGAAUCUUAAUGCGCUAUUGAUCAAAGCAUUGGUCCGUCCUGAGCACCAAAGCAUCAUGGGAAACACCAGUGACCGUGUAUCCAGUGACCGCCAUGGGACAAAAUCCCACCGCGCUGAUGGCGGGAGUAGCCACAAGGAACAGGAGACGAGCAAGAUCAUGGUGGACAGCACCGACGAUCCCAAUAUCUUUAACACCCACACUACAGAGUCAAAGCCCUCAGGGGAAAAGGAGUUUACACCCUUUGCCCAGGACCUGGAAGAUUCCGGGAGGCCGGGGCCCCAGGCUAGGCCCACCGUGAUCCGUUGGGCUGGUGGGGGGAAGGAGGUCUACAUUGCUGGGUCUUUUAACAACUGGAGCACCAAGAUCCCACUUAAUAAAAGUCACAAUGACUUUGUAGCAAUCUUGGACUUACCUGAAGGGGAACACCAGUACAAGUUCUUUGUGGACGGACAGUGGAUGCACGACCCAUCAGAGCCAGUAGUUACCAGCCAGCUGGGAACCAUCAACAACCUGAUCCAUGUGAAGAAGUCUGACUUUGAAGUGUUUGAUGCCCUGCAAGUGGAUUCGCUUGAGUGUUCAGAUACAUCAGAUCUCUCCAGUUCUCCACCAGGCCCCUACGGGCAGGAGGUGUACGUGUUCCGGCCUGAAGAGCGCUUCAAGGCCCCACCCAUCCUCCCCCCACACCUUCUCCAGGUCAUCUUGAACAAGGACACAAACAUCUCAUGUGAUCCUGCUCUGCUCCCUGAACCCAACCACGUUAUGCUGAAUCACCUCUAUGCCCUCUCAAUAAAGGACGGCGUGAUGGUUCUCAGUGCUACUCACCGAUACAAGAAGAAAUAUGUCACCUCUUUACUGUACAAGCCCAUCUAAUUUUCUGCCCUCGAUCAGGUCGGCAUGUUUGUGUCAUUCGUAACCACACAUCGGCCGGGAUUGCACUAAAAAAAUACAAAAGCAGUUUACAGAAGUGUUAUAGGCCCCCCUUAUGAGCUCAUGUCAUGUGCUCUGGCAUAAUCAUGGUCAUUCUCUGUUUCAUUGUGAAGGACCAGGAACCACUAACACGAAGUGGGCAGAAUUUGACAGAUUUUAACUGGGUCUGUAUAUCUGAGGAAAGACUUUAAUGACCAUUUGAAAUCAUUGGGGGAGAAAGAGCUGAUUUCACAACAACAAUUUUGUUAUGCCGAAACUCAACUGUGCAUCUUCCAUUGAACCAAAUACAGUUGCUUUGACUACAAAUUUUUACUUGCCAGCAUCAGGCAGAAAAAUAGGUUUUCAAUUCAAUUGACAGCAUUUGAAUACUGCUUUUUAACUGGGAAAUGCAAGAGCCCAGAGGAUUUUACCGCAUCAGACAUCCAUUUUAGUUAUUUACUAUAUUCAGAAAUUUUGAUACAUAGAAAAGCAGCAUGUUCUUAACUAGAACGUCCUUUAAAAAAAAUAAAUGUCCGGGAAUUCAGCUGUAUAAACGUUUUACAGCCUUAUACGGCUUUUGUCAUAUGGUGCGAUACCACACACAGCACCAGUGCAGACUCUGUUGCUGAGGGUCAUCAUAUGGCCCACAGCAUCCCAGAUACGUCCUUCUCAUUAUUUCAUACCAUUGUACCCCCAGAAUGCAUGUGCCACUGGUUUAUUUAUUUAAUAUAUUUUUUUUGAUUGGGACUUAAGCGCUUUCUUUUGUCAAAUGAGCAUGACCGUCCAGGUCACAUGCACGGGAUGAAACCACGCGAUUUCGCUGUUGCCUUUUUUUCACGAUGCUGCAAGCACUUUACCUGUGCAUUUAAUCCAUGCUGUGAGUAGAACAGAAGACUAUAAAGGAAGAGUAUAUAAACUUAAACUAUGCAGAAUAUGAAUCCUGUACUGUAGCUUUUUUUGUUAUACAAUCUCCAGUAUCCUCUUGUAGUGAUGGCAAUGCUGUGAUUUGUUUUUUUUCUUUUAAUAUAUAUAUAUAUAUAUAUUUAUUUAUCAAAUAGCAGUGUAUUUAUCUGUUACAUGCUGUGUGUCUAAACAAAACUGGGAGCGAUAUCUUGCAUGAGGAUUACAUUCAUGCCUGAAAAGUAGCGUUAUGCAUGUCUGACUUUAAACGCUGGCGUCAUAAUUGAUGUGUUCAAGUGUGCCCAUUCAAAAUGCCUUCAUUUUACACUUAUGUUGCUACUUGUUUUAUCUGAGAUUCCCAUGCAGUUAGGCAACAUAUUGUCUAAUGAUCUCUAUUGUCAUGCUUGUAGGAAUCAAGGAAGUUUUACAUUUUAUAUGGUCUAUCACAAAUCCAAAGACGUUCCAUUCAUUGGAAUAUAUUUAACCUUGGGGAUUUUUCUGUACUUGACUGAGUAGGGAUAUAAAUUAUGUAAACAAAAUUAUACUUUGUGCAAAAACACAGAACGUCUGUAUGCUUGUAUACUGUAGCUUUCUGAAGCAAAAAAACUUGAAUUUUUAAAUGCAUUUAAUUUAAAAUAUUUUUUAAUGGUAAGUAGCAUUUUUGGUUUAUGUUGAUGAUGGUUACAUGUUUAAUAUGAAUGGUUAAGCCUGGUUCCACUUGAAAAUAAACUAAAAAUGAAUGGUU
Messenger RNA from Paramormyrops kingsleyae, 2943 nucleotides. Its product is annotated as 5'-AMP-activated protein kinase subunit beta-2-like. Gene Ontology annotation, molecular function: protein kinase binding. The record is from RefSeq and is a predicted model, not a curated record. NCBI's taxonomy places the organism in Eukaryota, Metazoa, Chordata, Actinopteri, Osteoglossiformes, Mormyridae. Gene Ontology annotation, biological process: signal transduction. Gene Ontology annotation, cellular component: nucleus; nucleotide-activated protein kinase complex; cytoplasm.